Molecule: messenger RNA, 1109 nt
Organism: Neomonachus schauinslandi (Hawaiian monk seal)
Lineage: Eukaryota; Metazoa; Chordata; Mammalia; Carnivora; Phocidae
Gene: KNSTRN
Product: kinetochore localized astrin (SPAG5) binding protein
Biological process (GO): mitotic sister chromatid segregation; regulation of attachment of spindle microtubules to kinetochore; spindle organization
Cellular component (GO): mitotic spindle; kinetochore; centriolar satellite
Source: RefSeq, a predicted model, not a curated record
AUGGCAGCCCCUAAAGGAGUGGCCCACGGCACAGCUAUCCGUACAACAUGGCCGCCUACAGAGCGCGAACCGCUCCCCCUCCCGUCCAAUCACCGGAAGUUUCCAUUUGAAAGCGGGGCGGCAUACCCGGUCGCUGGUGCGGCAGUUGCCGAGGAGCCUCCUUUGAACCAGGGCAACGAGGGCUGCGGGCAGGAGCUGCAGGAGCCUGGGGCCCAGCCGUGCCGCCUCGUUACGAUGACCAGCGUGGUUAAGACAGUAUGCACUCUGCAACCCCCCGCUGUGCAGAGCGGCGACCUGCCGGCAGACACACAAACUCGAGCCACUUCUAAGAGCCUAUUACCCAUUAAGUCCAAAGAAGUGGAUGUUUCCAGACUUCAUUCAGGAGGUUCAGAGAAUGAUGUUACAAAAAUCACCAAACCGAGACGAGAGAAUAGGCAGGUAAAAGCUGCAGACACUGCCAUGAGGAAGAACAUCAGAAAGAGUUACAAACCGCUGAGUAAGCAGAAAUCAGAGGAAGAGCUCAAGGAUAAGAACCAGCUCUUAGAGGCCAUCAACAAGCAGCUGCACCAGAAGUUGACUGAAACUCAGGGAGAACUGAAGGACCUGACCCAAAAGGUGGAGCAGCUGGAGAAGUUCCAAGACAACUGCUUGGCAGUUUUGGAGAGCAAGGGCCUCAACCCAGUUUUAGGCAGUGAGACCCUGGCAUCACAGCGGGAAUCCGCCGCAGAUCACACGGACUCUAUGUUGCUGUUAGAAACUUUGCAAGAUGAGCUGAAGUUCUUUAACGAAACGGCCAAAAAGCAGAUGGAGGAGUUACAGGCCUUAAAAGUCAAGUUGAAGAUGAAAGAAGAAGAGAGGGCCCGGUUCCUAGAACAGCAGACUUUAUGUAACAGUCAAGUAAAUGAUUUUACAGCAGCCCUGGAGGAAAUGGAGCAGCUAUUAGAAAUGUGAUAAAAAGCAAGUGACCAGAUGGCUCCCACAGGGGAAGCCACUCAGGACAUCUGCUUCUUGGCCAUGACCUUCUAGGACUCACCAUCCCCAGAAUGGAGACAUUUGCUGCAGUAGGAUUAAGGACAGUCUAUGCUAGAAUGGCGCUUCCUCCUUCAGGC